Molecule: messenger RNA, 1860 nt
Organism: Trypanosoma conorhini
Lineage: Eukaryota; Euglenozoa; Kinetoplastea; Trypanosomatida; Trypanosomatidae
Exons: 1
Coding region: 1-1860 (619 amino acids)
Source: RefSeq, a predicted model, not a curated record
AUGGUGUUCCCCGAAGCAUUUAGCGGUGAUCCUAUCGUUAUCGAUGAGCACUGCGCCAUCGCCUUUGUGCCGCAGUCGCGGGGGUAUUUCCUUGCAGUUGCCUGCAGCACCUCGCAGAGACGCGUGAAAGUGCGCCUGGACCUAACGUGCUCCACGCGGUACUGUGUCUUCGUGCCGGUGGUCGGGGUCGUUCACGUAGGACCGAUGGUGGUUGAAGUCACCAUCGCACCGUAUCGAGUGCGCAACGUUGGGUUGGUGGGCCCGGAGAAGGGCGCACCGCCACUGCCGCUUGCGCAGCUAUUAGUGUGCUUGCAUUACGACGUGCAUGUUUUUCUUGAGGAGGAGACGGGCAUUAUGGUGUCUGCGACUAGGUGGAGGAAGGGCACGAGGGAGACGUGCCCAGCGCCCACGCCCUCGACGCUGCUGCCGGCAACCUUGGCGAAUGCGUGGCCCCCUUGGCUGUCGCACCUGCGGGUGCAUGACUUCACGGCGUGGAAACGCGAUGAGAAGUUGGAUGCCCAAGCUGACGAGGGAGGCGAAGCGGACAAGGUGCUGGUCCAGGUCGAUGUGGUCGCCGACGGCGCGGCGUACCUUCUCAGUGCUGUAAACAAAGGGCGUACGCCGCGCCGCGUCCUGUACACGCCUCCGUGUGAAUUAUGUGGUUCACCGUCUGUUUGCUUUGUGCCAAUGGACGGCCAUGAAUGCGAGGACGCCGCCGCGAUUACGGGGUAUGUGCCUGGUGGGGGCGAUGUUGCCCUCGGGUGGGUGGUAACGGUGGAUGCGGAUACACCACCCAGCUGCGAUCAACUAUUCCCUUCGCAGGCCUUUACUGCCGCCGCCUGCAAUGCUGCUUCGACGGAAGUACUGCAGCUUCAGGGUGAGAAGGACGCUGCGCCGAUCAAGUCAACUCCCACAAAGCGACCUAAGUUUGUGUGCAGUAGAACAUUUCUGCACUCUCAGCGGAGGUCCGGCUCUGGAGGCGCUAAGGGCGGUGCUCCGUGGGGUCCCCCGUCUCUCGCGUGCUCGAGGCGUGUUACCGUUGGUGGCUUCGCCCCGCGGGAAUGCUCGCGGUCUCCCACGAACGCAUGUGCGUCAACGACCACAACGGGAAAUGCAGCCCAAGCAAAGGAGAGAUCCACAUUCAUGCCUUCACGGAAGAAAGCUGACCGGAGUGUUUCGAAGAGGCAUCAGAUUUUACUCAUAGGCAGCAUGCCUGGUAGUGCGGUGCAGACGCCGGAGCGGAGGGAGGUGUCGGGGCUGCCUGCUGCUCAACGGCGGGAGGCGUCAUGUGGGGAGAACGGGACGCCCGUUGAACAAAAGAAAGAGGCAGGAAAGGCGUCUCAUUUAUCAACCGAGCAUGGAAGGCGCACGUGCGCUAUCGACGCAACUUAUGUGCCCCAUUUGCGGGAAGGAGGGGCAAAUCUUCUUUCUGAGGUUGCAACACCGACUGCGGCAGAAAUUGAACGCCGCACAGUGUCAUUGAGGGUGACGCACGCCUGCCGGGAAGAAGUUUCCGAAGACAAGGAGGAGAAAACGACAUGCGUGAGUCACGCACUGCGGGAACUGGACUGCGAGGAGGCACUGAGGAGGAUUGCUGUAGAGAUGGCAGAGGCGACGGCGUGGAAAGUUCGCCUGCUGGAGUGGCAGCAGCCGCCCUGCCUCAUUUGCGCCAACCCCGUCCCACCCUGGGCGCUCUUCGUGGAGGAGCCCUCAAGCGGCGAGAGGGUCCACUUCCUGUGCUACGCAGAGAUGCGGCAGCCACUGCAGCAGCAACAAACACCGCAUCACUCUAACGAUGGAACGCAUUGCCCGUCUGAAGUAAUGGCUGGACGAGAGUAUUCCGUGGAAGGUCUUCUCUGA